Messenger RNA from Bufo bufo (common toad), 3541 nucleotides. It is a transcript of the gene MACC1, whose product is annotated as MET transcriptional regulator MACC1. Lineage: Eukaryota; Metazoa; Chordata; Amphibia; Anura; Bufonidae. Gene Ontology annotation, cellular component: cytoplasm. Gene Ontology annotation, molecular function: protein binding. The transcript has 5 exons. The record is from RefSeq and is a predicted model, not a curated record. The coding region runs from base 131 to 2677 and encodes 848 amino acids.
CUAGUCUUGCUCAACAAGGUAAUCAUUACUCUGAAGUUAACUGCUUGACUAGGUAAACAAACAGGAGUAAUUGAGCAUGAGAGGAAUACCAUGAAUCUCCUCAUCUGAACAGAACUUCGACAACAGGACAAUGUCAAGGCGACAACAAUCUUUUCGCUCUGCUGGCAUUUCGAGAAGCAAAUCAGAAGGAAAUCUGAUUGAUUUAGAUGGGCAAAGUGUACCUACAAACAACCCAGAAAAUUUGGGAGACAAAUUGGAUCUUGUAAUUAAUUGGUCUGAUGUGUUCCAAGACAAUUCCCAGAAUUUUUCCAAACGGACAAAUCCAUUUUGGAAUGGACUUUCUGAAUCCAACCCUUUCCUGGAUGAUGUGGCUCAAGCCAACACAUCAACUAAUGGAAGAGUGUCUAUUUUAAAAGAGGACCCUUUCUUGUUUUUCAGGGAUACAGAAACCAGAAAUUCAGUAUCAAGUUCCGGAGAUGAACUUGAUAUAGGUCAUGUCUUGGAACAAACACCGACAAAAAAGUAUGGAAGGUCUAGGAGUGUUUCCUAUCUGGAUGAUCUUGGCAGCACACAAUCUAAUGCUCCAGAGAUUGAUGGGCAGAUUCUGGCUCCAGACUUAGAGUGGCUUCAAAAUGACAGAGAGGCCUACAAAAUGGCUUGGUUGAGCCAUAGACAAUUGACCCGUUCAUGUCUGGACUUGGAUGUUGUGAGUCAGAGUCCUGGAUGGGGGCAGACACAAGCAUCAGACACUCAUAUAUUUUGCAGAAUAGGUCAUAAUGGAGGCUCUGUACAGCUUCCAAACUCCGAUAUCACUGUCCAUGUUCCUGAAGGUCAUGUUAAACCAGGGGAAUUUCAGGACAUCUCUUUAAAAGCUUUUCUUGAUCCACCAGCCUUGCUUAACAACAACCUGUCAACUACUGUUAGUCCUCUUGUAGAAAUAACAUUAAGCAACAUCAAUACAGGAGAAGAUAUUUUACUGGAAAUUAAAAUUGCAGCUGAGGUAAAAAACGAUCCAUACAGUCAAGUCAUGACUGAUAUUGCAACCUUUUACAGCUACAACAAAGAAGGACCAUUUGAAAAAAUCCCAAAUGGCUACAUUUACAAUAACAUGCUACAAAUCAAGUUACCAAUCCUUAGUCGUAUUACAUACAUUGUCUGUGCAGCACAAACCAAGUCUGUCCAAAACCAGUCCAGCAGUGUUUAUGACUAUAUUCACAAAUCCUUAACUGUGGCAGUGUAUGGACCUAAGCACAUACAUCCAGCAUUCACUACGGUUCUCGCUAUUAUCGGACAUAACUAUACUCCAGAGAAACUCACAGUGGAUGACAUAAAAAGACGUGGAAAAAAUUUGCCACCGCUCGUAUUUCAACUUUGGGGGAAGCAUCAGUUUGUGUUUUACCAAUGGCAAGACUUAUUGAUUCAUUUUGCUGCAAAUAACUCAUGCUAUUCAGUAAAAGCAGCAGAUAAUAGUAAUGAAAUCAAACUACAGCAGCUAAAAGCAGGUAAAACAAUUCGGGCACAGUUCCCUUUCUCAUUGCAAGGUGGCAAAGAAAUCAGCACACUUGUUUUCACUGUUCAGAUUAAAGACAGCCAAGGUUCAUCAUUGAUAUCGGAAUUUCCUGUCAGCACCCCUGACCCUGCACAAAAAAUACACUGGACUCCAAAAAAUCAAACUCGUUUAGAGAAGCGCAAACAAAUCUUGUCCACGCCUGUCAUGCCAAUUAUCAGUACUGUGAAAUAUCCCAAGUUCCAGGAUAAAACUCUGAAGAUGCACAACUUUGCAGUGACUUUAAAAACUGUCCUGAGGCAACAAAAGAUUGACUACUUCUUGGAAUAUUUUAAAGGAGACACAAUUGCACUUCUUGGUGAGGAUAAAAUUAAGGCCAUUGGACAGACCAAGGUUAAAGAAUGGUAUGUGGGUGUUUUGAGAGGGAAGGUUGGCCUUGUACACUGCAAAAACGUAAAGCUUAUUUCCAAAGAUCAAGUCAUUGAUUUUUCAGAUGUGCAUUUUUCCACCAAGAUGCUUUUGGAGCAGAUUGCACUGCCCUUUAAGAAACUGACUUACAUCUACUCAUCUGUGCUAUCCAAUGUCUCGGACAAAGUCCAAGACUGGAGAUCUUUAGCAGAUGCCCUUGGUUAUUCACACUUGUCAUUAGACGAUCUUAGCCAAACACUUCCCGAGAAAGAGCCAGACAGAGUGUCAUGUGUUGUAAAAAGGCUGAAAGAAGACUGUCAUGGGGACUCCAAAAAGAAGAAAUUUCAUUAUGAGCUUAUUAUGGGUCUAUUGAAGAUUGACUGCCAAGGCUUAGUAGCUCGUCUUACACAAGAUACAGUUAUCUUGACUACUGCCGUACAGCUUGGCAUACGCUGGAGAGAGCUUGCUGAGAAGCUAGCCAGACUUACAAAGCAACAGAUUGAGGCCUAUGAGAUUCCUCAUCAUGGAAAGAGUGGAGAAGUCAACCUGCAGAUGAUGUGGAAACCUGCUUUUGACUUCCUGUAUACAUGGGCUGCUCAUUAUGGAGACAGUUACAGGGAUGUGCUACAAGACUUACACUGUGCAUUGGACAGAAUGAAAUAUCCAGUGACCAGACAAUGGAGGGAGCUGACGGGGACUCUUAUCUUUGUCAAUUGCCUGGAGGUCUUUCAGGCCACUUCUUUUUCCAGGCCUGAAGAUUAAUUUCAACGAUCAUUAAAUUCUGUGCCUACAGUAAAAACAAGCAAACCUUUUGAUCUCAUUCUGAACUAUGCAUCUUACGUUGUGGAGAUCAGAUCCUAAUGCCGUUAUAAAAACCUUACUUUUGUAUUCCUGAGAAAUUUGUGGUGCUUUUAUAAUAUCGAUAUCAUUAGGUACUUUCCUGCAGAUAGGUGCCAUAGCAACCCAAACAGUGUUCUAAAAUUACUGGAUGAAUGGAAAGCCAAGAUGUAUUACCAGUGUAUACAAAGUGCUCAAUGUACUGUACACAAGCUAGCAACAUCUUUUUUUUCUUUAAUUUUUUAAUAUAGUUGCCAUACAAGCAUAUCUGUACAGUAAUGGGAUACACUAUCUUUUCUAUAUUUUCUAUAUAUUGUUACGUCUGUGAACGCAUCCAUCUCUAAAAUAUCCAGAUCUAACGAUGCUGUGAUAAUAUUCUGUAAAUUAUAUUGUUUAUAUUGAAUAUUUAUUCUGGAACUUAUCAUGUGUAAAUUAUUGUAUUCGUAUUGUUAUGAUACCAACUAUAUUAAACCAUUAAGGCAUAUUAUUUUCAGUAUUUUAUACAAAUAUAUGGAAAAAAAAACUUUCUUAAAUUCAUAAAGUGCUAUACGCACGUGUCAUUUAGACAUAGCAUUUCUAAGUUCUAUGAAGGUGCAAGAUUAAAAAUAUGUGUAGAGGAGAGGUCUAUUAUUCUGACUUUACAAGUUAUAAAAUUUUGAAUUCAGUCAGCAACCACUAGGGGGAGCUAACUGAACAUUAAUUUACUGUAUACAGUUAGAUCUGAAGGCAUGUGUAAUAUGUCCUCUUACCAAAGGCCCUACUGCAAUAACAAGUUUUAUAAUAGGUAUG